AUGCCUCCAAAACUGGUAUUUUGGCGCUCACUCUUGUUGCUGUCAUCAGAAAAACAUCUCUUUGUAGGAAUACCUAUUACCAGUGCAUCGUAUUUUGCCACCAUGACGCUUGACCAAGUUAGGCACGUAUUUCGCUCUGACACAGAAGUGCCCAUACCUUUGAUUGAAGAAAGACAUCGGGUGCUGAAUGAAAGCGGAACAGUUCUGUUAGAGAAGUUCGGAGGCUCUUUCCUCACCUGUGUUAAAAUGAGUGAGAAAAGUGCUCAGAGACUACUACGUCUAGUACUGGAAAAUUUUCCUUCUUACAGAGACGAAGCUGUAUUUGAGAAAAAAAAGGUGUCUUUCUACAAACGAGCACAAAUACUUGUGGCUGAUACAUGGAGUGUAUUAGAAGGCAAAGGAGAUGGCUCUUUUGAUGACAUUUCUAGUCUGACUAUAUUUGCUGACUACAGAAUUCCUCAAGUUCUUGUUCACUUAAAAGCAAUGAAGUAUUCUGAAGAACUAAUGAAGAAACUACGUGAAGGAACAAUUUUCCAGUCCGGAGAUAAAGAGGAGGUGGAGAUCCGUGGCUGUUCUAUUUGGUGUUGCGCGUUGAUUUGUAAGCACCUGCUGGAGCUCUACGAGAAGAAGGGUCAGGACAUGCGUGAGAAGAUCAACGCGGUUUUACUCGAUUAUUAUCUUUGGGACUAUGCCAGGGACCACAGGGAAGAGAUGAAAGAUACUCCGUUUCACCGAGUGCGCUGUAUAUAUUACUGAGUCCAGUCCGAUAGCUGUUGCAUUGAUGCGUUAUCUUUUGCAUUGCUGUU
Molecule: messenger RNA, 806 nt
Organism: Nipponia nippon (crested ibis)
Lineage: Eukaryota; Metazoa; Chordata; Aves; Pelecaniformes; Threskiornithidae
Source: RefSeq, a predicted model, not a curated record